CCUUUCCACUGUCGUAGAGCUCAUGGAGUUAGGGCUCACAAAGUCACAAUAUCUUUACGGUGCCAUUUCUUAAACCUUGCCUAGGUAGUGCGACCUCAAGAACACUUAUUACAUGCCGCAAAUUUUCAUCUAAAUUGCUCCAUUUUCCGAUCAUUAAACCCAAAAUAUCGAAAAUGACGGCAAUUUUCUGUAGAAUCAAAGAGGUAAAACCGAACAAUUUCAUCCACCAUUUCAAAAGAUAUUACUUCCAGAUUCCCGCACCUCGGCUUGCCAAUCAAACAGCAGCAUCGCAAAGAGUAUCAGAUUAUUUUUUCCUCACAAAUUCUUCGAGAAUCCGCUCUGUUUCUCAACGUCGGGAUGAAUUAUUCAAUUCUAGGGUUCGAUUCUUUGCGGCUCCAGUUCAGAUUAAGAAGAAGGAGGAAAUAGUUAAUCCCAGCCGACCGCGGAUUAACGAAGAGAUUAAAACGGAUAUUUUAAGGGUUGUAACUGAUGAAGGACAUACUAUUAUGUCAAGACAUGAUGCUCUGACACGUGCAAAGAAUCUCGAUCUUGAUUUAGUUGAGGUUGACCGUCUUGCGAAGCCUCCUGUUUGCAAAAUCGUGGACUAUCAACGAGAGCGGUACAAGAAACAAGUUAGAGAAAAAGAGCGUGCUAAGAUAAAGUCUGCUGGGAGUUUAAAGAGAGGAGGUUGCAAAGAAAUCCGUGUUUCUGCAAAGAGCGAAUCGAAGGAUGUUAAGAUCAAAGCAGACACAAUUAAGAGACUGAUGGAACGUGGAUACCGAGUAAAGUGUAUGGUUACCGGUACCGAAGACCAAGAUUUAACUGGAACUCUUUCUCAAAUUUCUGCUCUGAUUGAAGAUGAAGCAUUUGUCGAAGAAGAAAGACCGACGUUUCUAAUUGUCAGGCAUGUGAAAUUUGGAAUGUCGAAGAAAGGAGGCAAGACUUCCAAGGAUAAAACUGCUGCCAGCCCUAAGAUCCAUAAUACUGCCACCGCUGCAGAUUUGGGGAAAGAAGCAUACAGUGAAGAAUUUGACAUGGAUAACGAUGAAGAAGUAGAAGCAUCCUUGCAAUGUGAAGAAGAAUCUGCAUGGUCAGAUACUUCAGUUUCUAGUGCAGUAGACCAGAACUUUGCUGAAGUGUUUGAUCUUAGCCAUGAUGUGAAGGGGAGCGCCAGCUCUCAGGAGAAGCAAAUGCCGUUUGACAGCAAAGGAACCUCUUCUACCUUCGCUAAUAGUGCGUCAAGAUCCACUCCUCCUGUAGUGCCCAGCUUUGGUGGUCCAAAUGUGGCACAGGAAACUGGAAAUAGGUAUGCCAAAAGUGCAGCAAAUAAUGCUUCAGCUGUGAAGAUUCCUAUGAGAUUCCCUAACAGUGAAACCCAGCCCCAAUCUCACCUUCACCCCAAAGUUCAUCCACCCACUAAUUUCCGCGGUCCUCCAGAUGAGAUUCCUCCACGUAAGGGCGAGAUUGGAUCAGGUCAACCUAACAGUAACUCGUUGAGCUCCACUGUACACCACCAGCCGCCUAGUAAUAUCGGUAGUCCUGGAUCCCAAGCAACAGGUUUUGGUACAUUUAGCAGUACAACGGUAGAUCUACCCAAAGCCCCCAGACUAGGUGGGUUAGAAGGAUCCCCACCUAUGAAUUCCAGGCUUCCUCCACGCCAGAGUCAAAUUCAAAAUCAAUCAAGUCAUCCUAAUAGUAACUUAUCGGGCUCCAUUAGACACCAACAGGCGCCUAGUAAUACUGGUUUUGGUACAUUUAGCAGUGCAACAGUAGAUCUACCUAAACCCUCGAGGAUAGGUGGACUGGAAGGAUCCCCACCUAUUAAGUCCCGUCUUCCUCCAAAUGAGAUUCCUCAGCCUAGGGAUGAGAUUCAAAAUCGACCGAGUCAUCCUAAUAGUAACUUAUCAGGAUCUAUUGGACACCGGCAGCCGCCUAGUAAUACUGGUAGUCCUAGAUCCCAGGCAACAGGUUUUGGUACAUUUAGCAGUACCAAAGUAGAUGCUGACAUUCCCAAUAGUGUCAGCCCUUCAGAUGUUACAAGAAACUCUGGCCCAGGUAAAGCUCCAGGUACUUUGAACCCGCCUAUAUCGAGACCUGAUGGCCCCCAAAAAUCAGUGUCCCCUGAUAAGAAAUGGGGUAUAUUUAGUAAAUAGAGCUCAAAUUUUGUACCAGAGAAGAACACACCUGGUGAAAGAACGAUUCAAUGAUAAUUAUUCAUUCUACUUACUGGUUCAAAUCAUGGGGAUUAUUAUUUAUUUUUUGUUUCAAAUUUUCCUGUGCCCUUGUUGAGAGGGGGUAAGAAAGUUGUUCUCCAGGGUUUGUACUAAUACUUGUAUUGUAUAAGCACAAUAUUACCGCAGUUUUUUUUUUUUUAAUUUUGGGUUCUUUCUGCA
This is a messenger RNA of Spinacia oleracea (spinach), 2393 nucleotides long. Its product is annotated as translation initiation factor IF3-1, mitochondrial. The record is from RefSeq and is a predicted model, not a curated record. The coding region runs from base 174 to 2153 and encodes 659 amino acids. The transcript is spliced from 8 exons. NCBI's taxonomy places the organism in Eukaryota, Viridiplantae, Streptophyta, Magnoliopsida, Caryophyllales, Amaranthaceae. Gene Ontology annotation, molecular function: translation initiation factor activity; ribosome binding. Gene Ontology annotation, biological process: ribosome disassembly; translational initiation.